Molecule: messenger RNA, 492 nt
Organism: Rotaria socialis
Lineage: Eukaryota; Metazoa; Rotifera; Eurotatoria; Philodinida; Philodinidae
Source: the annotation of a GenBank genome assembly
AUGAGUGGCUCAUCAUCAGGAUACUGUAAUCAUGUUGUUGACUAUAUAAAAUCAGUACCUGGUAUACUCAAAAUGAUUGAAUUGCUUUGUGAUCUACUUGCAGUCAUUUUAUGUGGUGCUGCACCGACUAUCAGUGGUAGUAGCGGAAACAAAGGUUUUUUUUUAUUUGUUUCCAUACUGGCACUUAUAUUAACCUUUGUACUAUUCAUUAUAUUCAUAUUCAAUUUAAAUGUUUUGUGUAUAAUAAUUCCUUGGAAGUACACUGAACUUGGUUGGUGCGCAUUCAUUGCUUUAUUUUAUUUUAUUGCAAGUAUUGUUAUUGCGACAAUAGCACGCUAUGAUGGGGCGUACGGUGGUGCAACGUUUUUUGGUUUCGCAGCAUUUCUUACUUAUACAGCCGAAGCUGUUUACCAUUUUCUUAUAAUCAGAACUGACGCUCCCCCACAGUCUGCUGAUCGCUAUAGUACGCCGCAACAACCAACAAAUAAUUAA